CUUGCUAUGGCGGGUGGGUCAAAGUCGAACCUCCCCAGUCCCCCGGUCCUCCAUCUUUGAAUCAGCCAUAGGCUAGUGGCCUCGAAGUCUGGCUGUCCCUUUUUACCCAGUCGGCCUGUCUUGCGCGCUGCAUUUUCUAGCAGCUGCACCACAUCGUUGGUAGGGCGACUGUAUUCGCGGUACAAGUCAGGGUCCGCGUGGUUCAUAUGGAACAACAAGUAGUCUGCGAGCACCACGGGCGAUAUGAUGGUAUCCUUGACACUUCCGACCAAAGCGAGUUUCAUCAUGGCGUGCGCGUCCGGGACAUAGGGGAUGAAGACGCCAGGGGUGUCUACGAGAUAGACCCCUCCUCCUACCCCUUUGUACCUUCUCUUGCUGCUUUCGUCCAUGGCUUCCACAUCAUCUUCGCUGGGAAUGAUCUUGACACCGCUACCGAUCUUGCGCGUGACACCCGGCUGCGCCCCCGUCCUUGCAACCUUGCCCUUUCCAAUGCCAUUCGCCCGUAACGCAUUUAGCAGGGUGCUUUUCCCUACAUUCGGCAUUCCGACUACAAGGAGUCGAUGUCCGACCAGCUUCCAUUGUUUUUGUGCAUGCUCUCUCAAGAAGUCCAGGAUUUUGUUCACGCUUCUCGUCUUGUCUCUUUCGCCUUCUUUAUCUCCAAUGUUGCUGACAAACGUGGUCGCUAUGGGGUGAUGCCAUCCCUUGAUUAUGUCCUCAUCUGUCUGGCUCCGUGGCCCCAAGUCUCGGUGCGUGUACACAAUAAGCCUUUCUUUGCCCUCCAAGCUUCUUUCGAAAAGCGGAUUACGUGACGUGAGCGGAACGCGAUAGUCGCGGCAUUCGACAACAAGAUCGAUGGUGGAUAUGAGCGAUUUCAUCUUCUGCAACCCAGACUUGUGGUGACCAAGGAAAUAUGAUCGCGGAAGGUGGUCGAGCGAAGGGAACGACGCGCGCGGAACGAAGGCCAUGGUGGGCAACUGGGUAUUACAAGUUGUAUAAAUCGAACAAGUUCUAUAUUAUUACAUUUCCGGUGUGAGAGUACAAAAUUGUAGAUUGGCACUUGCCAGAAGAAAGAUGGCGAGAAAGUGAAUGGUGUUGUAUGAUAGAUGGAGCUUUCAGGCUCGAGUCUACAAAAUAUUGGCUACGAGUCGUAAUGACGAUAAGUCUUGGCACAUCAUGACUCGAUGUCACAACUAGCUGAUUGGGCGUCGUACCUCUAAAGUGCUGUUCAUCAAGUCUCUACUUCUCACACAAACCAUUUCUCAUUUCUCAUUUCUCGUACGUCUCAUGUGAUCAAUUCCUGAAAGUAAAAUAUUUCUUGAUGAUUCGUGGCCAUGGAUAUCAUAUUCAACUGUGCCUCCCAACGAAGAACACCUGAUUAUGGAGCUCUACCUCUACGGCUUACUAGCACUGUUGCAUAUAGGAUAACACAGGAUACAUCAUAUUUGAAAAAGGGGGGAAAUUCAAUAUCAAACCAGCAUAGAUAUGCCCAAAAUCAAAAGAUGGCUAUUGUGCAUUUAGAUCUUUUUAUCACAGGAUUUUAAAGCAAAUCGAAACUUACACCCAAAACCACGCCUAU
Periconia digitata is the source of this 1576-nucleotide messenger RNA. NCBI's taxonomy places the organism in Eukaryota, Fungi, Ascomycota, Dothideomycetes, Pleosporales, Periconiaceae. The record is from the annotation of a GenBank genome assembly.